Molecule: messenger RNA, 2772 nt
Organism: Culex pipiens pallens (northern house mosquito)
Lineage: Eukaryota; Metazoa; Arthropoda; Insecta; Diptera; Culicidae
Gene: Ypel
Product: protein yippee-like
Exons: 5
Coding region: 1052-1498 (148 amino acids)
Source: RefSeq, a predicted model, not a curated record
CCAAUAGUACAACGCCAGAAGUUACGCGAGAAAGCUCUCAAGCAAAUAAGCAGCAGCAGCAGCUAGUUAGUUCUCGAUAGUUCAGGGCAACAACACGGUUUCACAGUUCUGUGGUGCGGAUUUGUUGUUGCUAAUUGUAUACGCGAGAAGAUUUGCUGCGCGAAUUUCGUUGCUGGUCGAUACGUCGAUGUUGUUGUUGUCUUCAGAGUUGUUGAUGCGUAGUUGACCGGGUUUGGAUCAAGAGCUGCGAAUGUAGAGCAAGUUUGAUUGCGCGAUUGCGGGUUUUGCGUUCAAUUCCGGAGUUUCAGCGAGGGGAGGGAUAAAGAAUAGUGCGUAGUUGUGAUUCGUCGUAGUCGUUGCCGUCCGGAUUUCUUCGUGACUACCGCUUUCCCAGCGGUUUUGUACCGUUGCUUCCGUUUUUACGAGUGUUGUUUUGUCGUCGACCACAAACCACGAACCUCCUCCGAAGAGAAGAAGAAUAACGCAGUGAGACACCGAAAGUCGUCACCAGAGAAGAAGCCGUAUACUGGAUACCUUCUACAGCUGCUGGUACAGACCAACUCAGUGUUCAGAGCCAGUACCGAAACCAAGAAGUAAUUUUCGUAAACAGUAUCAGUGAAUGUCCGAAAACAUCAAUCAGUAAUCCAGUUAUCAGCAACAACAACAACAACAACAAAAUCAUCAACAGCUGCAGCCAUACAACCGAAACCGAAGUCGUAGUUUGAGUGUGUGUUCGAAGGAAAAGAAAAAAAAGAAGCCCUCAAAGAAGACAUUCGGUGCAGUGUUUGUUAUUGGGGCAUAGAACUGAUAAAAUACAGCAGAAACAACAACCACAACAAAAAUCGCUGACCGCGUUUAGCACCCGAGCAGCAACGGUUGUCAACCCCGCGACGACAAAGAAGACGCUCCGUGUCUGACAUUGACCGCGAAUGUCGACGCCAGUGUGAAGAAAAAAGAGGGCAGUGUCAGCGCGAAACCGGAACCGGAACCAGAGGAGGAGUGAGCGGGGUGCAGUGAGCUCAGCGACCGAGCCAUACAGGAACUUCGACGGAUGCACAUAUCCCUACUUAGUUUGCUGUUCGAAGAAGCGGCCACCCAAGGGCACGCAAACGGGCAAUCGUCGUCGUCGUCGCACUCGACAGGAAGUGGCAAUAUGGUGAAAACGUUCCAAGCCUACCUGCCGCCAACGAACCGAACGUAUUCCUGUGUCCACUGCCGGGCCCAUCUAGCUAGUCACGAUGAGCUAAUAUCGAAAUCGUUCCAGGGAAGCCAGGGCCGGGCGUAUCUCUUCAACUCGGUGGUCAACGUCGCUUGUGGCCAGGCCGAAGAACGCGUCCUGCUGACUGGUCUCCACGCGGUAGCUGACAUCUACUGCGAAUGCUGUAAAACGCCCUUAGGGUGGAAAUAUGAGCACGCCUUCGAGUCCAGCCAAAAGUACAAGGAGGGCAAGUACAUCAUAGAGCUCGCCCACAUGAUCAAGGAAAACGGCUGGGAUUGAUCGCCGAGCGAGAGUUAUUUUUGAUAAAAUCAAUUCGUCACCGUCGCCGUCGCCGCCGUCGUCAUCGUAAAUUAGAUUAGCGAAUUGUUGAACGCCAACCCCGCCAGCCAGCCCCCGCAAAUCAUACAAAACAUACAAAAAACACAAUGUGCGUCGUCGGGAAGCCGGAAAAGGUGCCACCCACGGCCAUCCCCGCGACCUCCGGGGCACAAAUCGACUCUGCCACUACUACUGCUGCUGCGGCGCGGGUUGGAGGUGGUCACCCUUUUUCCCACCCCGGCGACCACAAAAUACGCCGUGCAUCGUCUACUUUCCAGUCCCUUUUUUGUGUUUUCUGCCCGAUUUUAGUUUGUAAAACUUCAUCUUUUGUGGAUUUUCUUAAAAUUUGUUCCUUUAAGUCGAUUUUGUCUCAUUAGAAAAUUAUUAGUAUUGUUUUAUCAAGAGGAAAUUUCGUUUACAAUCUUAAAUUUCAAUAAUUUUAAUGAUUUCACAAAACAUAACCUAAAAAAUCGGAAGCUUUUGUCCCCCUCUCCUUAACGAACAACAACUUUGCAUAAGAUAGCCGAACAAGAUUAACACUACUUUAUGGAUUAGUGAAAAAUUACUAAACGUCGUCAGUCGCGGAUCGGAGCAAGAGAGAGAGAGAGAGAAGAUAAGUGUUGAAGAGAGCGCGUGAUAGCGUAAAAGAGAGCGAGUGAAAUGCGUUUGUGCGCUUGUGUUAGUGGGGAGAGCGAAAGAACAAGAUCUGUCAACGCAGGUAAAGAUGAGCAGCAGCAGCAGAAAGAGAUGGAAAGAGUGAGAAUGAGGGAGAAAUCUAAAAUGGAGAUGGAGGAACGCGAGAGAGAAAAUGCGAGAGUGAUAUUAGUUUUACGAAUGUUUCAAGUGAGAUAACAUUUAUAAAGAACCGUAUUUUAGUCGAAAUAUACACGUCUAAGAGAGAAAAAAACUAGCUUUAGUUCUACGAGAAGAAAACAAGAAAACUGGAAGCGGAAAGAGGAUAACAAGACAUUAAAAUGUUUGCACUCCCACACACAAUCACACACACUUAUGGUUUUAUAAAUCAGAAGUUAGUUGAUUGUGCAAUUUUGCGUGCGAAAACAGACAUCAAAAACACAAACACACUCACACACAACAUGUUCAAGGAAUUUCAGUUUUCGUUUUCUUUUCGUUCUUCGGAGAUAGCGAUUGUGAUCAACCGUAAUAUUACAGUUAUAAUGUAUUUUUUUUAUUAAAACAAUAACAAUAAAAAGAAAACAACUUUUUUGUGCAGAAUA